CAAACCCAUUUAUAUUCGCUGACAGGCGCUCUAUGAAUGGUUGUCUAUUAACUUGUUCAAAAAGUAUUAGGAGUUGACAAGGGCUCUGGCGAGGAGGGAAACCGAGUUUGUGUUGAUUCUUCAAGAGUGAGAAAAGAAGUUUGUGGGCACAACAGGACCUAAGAGUAGCCUACCUACUUCCACAGCAAAGUUACCAGAACUGGUAAGGUAACUUCGGCAACCACAAAUUUGGACUUUGUUUUUUGUUUUGUUUUUACCACUGGCGAGGAAGACUUCAAGAAAAUCGUUUUAAAUGUACAACAUGAUGGAAACCGAGCUGAAGCCCCCGGCCUCUCAGCCCAACGCGGGGGGCACGGGUAACACCAACUCUUCAGGAAACAACCAGAAAAACAGCCCGGACCGGGUCAAGAGACCCAUGAACGCCUUCAUGGUGUGGUCGAGGGGACAGAGGAGGAAAAUGGCACAGGAGAACCCCAAAAUGCACAAUUCGGAAAUAAGCAAACGACUCGGGGCCGAGUGGAAACUUCUGUCCGAAAGCGAGAAGCGACCAUUUAUCGACGAAGCCAAGCGCCUUCGGGCGCUCCACAUGAAAGAGCACCCGGAUUACAAAUACAGACCCCGGAGAAAAACCAAGACCCUGAUGAAGAAGGACAAAUACACCCUGCCGGGUGGACUUCUGGCGCCGGGUGGGAAUGCCAUGGGUGCCGGUGUAGGUGCUGGUUUGGGCGGUGGGGUCAACCAGAGGAUGGACAGCUACGCUCACAUGAACGGCUGGACCAACGGAGGCUACGGCAUGAUGCAAGACCAGCUUGGUUACCCGCAGCACCCGGGGCUGAACGCGCACAACACGGCGCAGAUGCAGUCCAUGCACCGCUACGACAUGAGCGCGCUCCAGUACAACUCCAUGACCAACUCGCAGACGUACAUGAACGGCUCACCCACCUACAGCAUGUCCUAUUCGCAGCAGGGCACGCCGGGAAUGACGCUGAGUUCCAUGGGCUCGGUGGUGAAGUCCGAGUCCAGUUCAAGUCCUCCGGUGGUCACGUCGUCCUCUCACUCCCGAGCCGGACAGUGUCAAACGGGGGACCUGCGGGACAUGAUCAGUAUGUACCUGCCCGGGGCGGAAGUCCAGGAGCAGAAUGCCCAGAGCAGACUGCAUAUGUCCCAACAUUACCAGAGCGCACCUGUGCCCGGCACGACGAUUAACGGCACGAUUCCCUUAUCGCAUAUGUAAAUGAACUUUUUUAAACUGCUGGACUCCUUCGGACUAUUUUUGUACAGAACACUUUGGGGAGGGAAAAGUUGUAAAGAGCUCAAGGAAAGAACACAAAACUUUUGCUUUAUUUAAAGAGGAACGGUAGGAACUCACGGUUUUUCGUUCUCUUUCCUUUUUUUAAUCCCACAAGGUGUGUGAGAUUUGGAAAGUGGAAAUGGAGGAGCGUAAAUCAAAUGUUUUAUUAUUGCAAUCGAUUUUUUUGUACAGUAUUUAUCAAAGAAACAUAAUAACAGCCAGAUGUAAUGUUUGUCAAAAGCAGGAGGUUGCGUUUUUACAAAAGCUAUUGUGCAAAAAAAAAGAUGGCAGAACUGAUGUUUAGUUGAGAAUGCUCCAGAAUUCUGCAAACUUUAAAAUGAAAGGACUGAAAAAGAGCUUCUUAUUGAAGGUACACGUAAAAAAAAAUCAUCAUUGUUAUUAUUAUAUUAUUAUUAUUAGUUCUAAAUGAGAGAACAACAAACCAAGGCACUCUCGCAGGUUAGAUCUUUUAUUUUAUUUUCAUUUUUCGGUCUCCCACUCUUCAUCUGUUAAGUAAAUGAAGUUUGUGUUCUUUAUUUUCUCAUGGUUUGUAAAUUUUUUGUAUAUUUACUGUGAUAUUUUAAGUUUUUAUUUUAAAACUUUCAUUUUUCGUAGUUGUAUUUUAAAAUGUGGCCUGUACGCAGUUGCCAACGCUCCAUGUAUAUAUAUUUUAACUAAUAACAUUAUAACAGUUACAAUCUGAGUUUUUUUUCAAUAUGCAGUUUGAAAUGAAUAAAUUUUGGAAAUUUGGAUA
Molecule: messenger RNA, 2045 nt
Organism: Triplophysa dalaica
Lineage: Eukaryota; Metazoa; Chordata; Actinopteri; Cypriniformes; Nemacheilidae
Gene: sox2
Product: SRY-box transcription factor 2
Exons: 1
Coding region: 293-1234 (313 amino acids)
Biological process (GO): regulation of DNA-templated transcription; cell differentiation; anatomical structure morphogenesis
Molecular function (GO): RNA polymerase II cis-regulatory region sequence-specific DNA binding; DNA-binding transcription factor activity, RNA polymerase II-specific
Source: RefSeq, a predicted model, not a curated record